AUGGACCCGCACAAAUCGACGAUCGACGAAAUCGAGAAGGCAAUGUUGUCUCCUCUCGACCGACAUGGGGACCAGGAACACCAGCGGAAGUUAACGCGGAGGAUCAUGCUGAAGUUGGACACAAGGAUCCUCCCAAUGCUCGCCCUGUUGUUCCUCUGCUCAUUCUUGGAUCGGACAAAUGUCGGAAAUGCCAAAAUUCUCGGAUUGGAAGAGGAUCUCUCCAUCACAGACCACCAGUAUGACAUUGGAUUGGCUGUGUUCUAUCUCACCUAUAUUUGCAGCGAAUUGCCCAGUAACCUAGUUCUCAAAAAGGCUUCCCCCAAGCUUUGGUUGCCAUUCUUGACUGCUGUGUGGGGGAUUAUCACAAUGUGCCUAGGAUUCGUCCAAGGAUAUGCUGGAUUUGUCGCCGUGCGAGCUUUGCUGGGUAUUGCGGAAGGUGGUCUGCUCCCCGGAAUGGUCUUGUACCUGUCUACAUUCUAUAGACGAGGGGAUUUGGCCCUGCGAAUUGGCUUGUUUUAUACAGCGGCUUCCUUGUCAGGUGCCUUUGGAGGGCUUCUUGCUCGAGGGCUAGCUGAAAUUGGACCUCGAGGCGGCAUUGAAGGGUGGCGUUGGAUUUUGAUUAUCGAAGGGCUCUUGACUUUUGUCUGUGGAGUUUUGAGUUACUUCGUUCUUCCGAACAGCCUGGAAACUGCCUCGUUUUUGACUGCCGAAGAAAAGGAAUUUGGACGGGAAAGACUGAUGUUGGAUAAUCCCAGAUCAGUGGAGGGAACGCUGGCCUCCGAGGCAGAAUCGUUCAAAUGGUCUGAAGUACGCCGAGGAGUUCUGGAUGUCCAAGUGUGGCUUUCCGCCUCGGCGUACUUUGCUAUUCUCUCUGGGCUGUACUCAUUUGGAUUAUUUCUUCCAACGAUCAUCAAAAAUCUUGGCUUUGCCAAAGAUGCCAACGAGGUUCAGCUGUGGUCCGUUAUCCCCUAUGCCGUAGCAGCUGUUAUCACAGUCAUUGUGGCUUUCAUCUCCGACCGUCUGCGCCUGCGAGGCGUGGUGAUGCUGUUUACUCUCCCACUCGCCAUUAUUGGCUAUGCAGCUAUCGCCAACAUCAAUUCCCCGCGCGUGCAAUAUGGCAUGACCUUCCUCAUGGCAACUGGCCAAUAUGCCAGCGUGCCGUGUAUUCUUGUGUGGCUGUCGAACAACUCUGCAGGUCAUUAUAAGCGUGCCACCACUUCGGCCAUGCAGUUGGCUAUUGCGAAUGCCGGAGGGUUUGUAGCAACCUUCAACUACCCAACUCGAGACGGACCUAUGUUCCACCGUGGGCACACUAUCAUUCUAGGCUUGCUGGUGUUUGCCUGGUUCAUGAUUCUGCUGAACGUGCUAUAUUGCGCAAAAGUCAACCGCGACAAGAAGAAUGGAAAGUAUGAUAAAUAUGCAGGAUAUAACGACGACCGCAAUCCUGAGUUCAUGAUGGUCCUUUGA
Molecule: messenger RNA, 1467 nt
Organism: Penicillium brevicompactum
Lineage: Eukaryota; Fungi; Ascomycota; Eurotiomycetes; Eurotiales; Aspergillaceae
Exons: 11
Coding region: 1-1467 (488 amino acids)
Biological process (GO): transmembrane transport
Cellular component (GO): membrane
Molecular function (GO): transmembrane transporter activity
Source: RefSeq, a predicted model, not a curated record